Molecule: messenger RNA, 3403 nt
Organism: Gallus gallus (chicken)
Lineage: Eukaryota; Metazoa; Chordata; Aves; Galliformes; Phasianidae
Gene: E2F8
Product: E2F transcription factor 8
Exons: 13
Coding region: 116-2809 (897 amino acids)
Biological process (GO): regulation of transcription by RNA polymerase II
Cellular component (GO): RNA polymerase II transcription regulator complex
Molecular function (GO): DNA-binding transcription factor activity, RNA polymerase II-specific; RNA polymerase II cis-regulatory region sequence-specific DNA binding
Source: RefSeq, a predicted model, not a curated record
GGCGGCGGGGCGGGCUGGCGGCCCUCUCGUCCCGCACAGGGCCCGGCGAUGCCGAGCGGCGGCGGCUGCUGCUGAGGCCGGCGGCGGGAGCGUGCAGGCGGCGCGCGGGGCGGAGAUGGGCGCCGGAGAGAAGGAGAACCAUCCCCAGGCGCCCCGGGGGCCGCUGCGGACUCCCCUGAAGCAGGCGGGCGGCUCGCAGCGCGUCCUGGCCGAGCUGCAGCCCGGCUGUCAGCCGCUCGCCACGCCCCCCAAGCCCGGGGAGGCCCUUCCCGCCGAGCCAUGGACGCCCACGGCCAACCUGAAGGUGCUGAUCAGCGCCGUCAGCCCGGAGAUCCGCAGCCGCGAGCAGAGCCGGGGGCUGCAGGGAGCCCGCUGCUGCCAGGAGCACUUAUCAGGAGAUGAGUAUGAAAGAUCUCAACCGAGCCGCAAGGAGAAGAGCCUGGGAUUGCUGUGCCAUAAAUUCCUGGCUCGCUAUCCCGAUUACCCCAGCGCUGUGGAGAGCAACUACAUUUGCCUUGAUGAAGUAGCCGAGGAGCUCAAUGUUGAACGUAGACGUAUCUAUGAUAUUGUGAAUGUGCUCGAGAGCCUCCACAUGGUGAGCCGCCUUGCCAAAAACAGAUACAUUUGGCAUGGGCGGCAUAACCUUGCCGAAACCCUGCAGACCUUGAAGAAAGUUGGAGAGGAGAACAAAUACACGCAGCAAAUUCAGAUGAUCAAGAAAAGAGAGUACGAGCACGAGUUUGAUUUGGAUGGCAAAAGAAAUGAAGAAGUGGCAAGAUCCUUCAUCUCCAGUGAGCAUUCAGAAAUGUGUUUUGUGGAGCUCCCAGGAAUCGAAUUCCGUGCUGCCUCCGUAAAUAGCAGGAAAGACAAGUCUCUACGAGUGAUGAGUCAGAAAUUUGUGAUGCUGUUUCUUGUAUCAACCCCUCAAAUAGUAAGCCUUGAAGUUGCUGCUAAAAUCUUGAUUGGAGAAGAUCAGUUAGAAGACUUAGAUAAAAGCAAGUUUAAAACUAAAAUCAGGAGACUUUAUGACAUAGCAAAUGUUCUCAGCAGCCUUGAGCUUAUCAAGAAAGUUCACGUAACAGAGGAGAGGGGUAGAAAACCAGCAUUUAAAUGGACAGGGCCUGAAGUCCCACCAAACACCCAGGCUACAAAGCUUGAAACAACAUCUGCACCCUGCAGCUCACAUAUUUCAGAAUCCACCACUUCCAAGGAGCAAUGUUCAAAAAAUCUUUUUCCUUCAAGAGUAAAGCAAAGCUUCACUCGGCAUCCAUCCCUAAUAAAGUUAGUUAAAAGUAUAGAAAGUGACAGAAGGAAGAUCCAAUCUGCUCCAACCAGUCCAGUUAAAAUAAGCACAACAGGUACAGAUGAAAAUGUACCAGUUUACACAAGUAAAAUGCCUCAGCUUGCAGCAGUCCCUCAAUAUCAGCUGGAAGAACCACCAAAGAGACAGAAAGACAUGAAAAAGAAUCUGUCAGGAUCUGCUUUGGAGCACAGUCUGCCCUGGCCGGAGGCAGCUCCCAAGGCCAACACUCACACUGUUGCACCCCCUCCAAAGUCGCUUCUCACUCAGCCAUUAGGUGCUCUGCCUCCAAGCCACCGGUCAGCAUCACCAGUGAUACUACCUCAGCCUCAUUCUGGUGCCUCCUAUGCAAUAUAUCUGCAUCCUUCUCAAGCCCACACUGUGACGGCGUACAGCCCGAGUUUCAUGUUGCAGCCUCUACCAUGUGCUAAUGUGACAGGAAUUAAAAGUAUUACUGCAAAGGCAUUAAGUGAAAUGACGACCAAGGAAGGGGACAAUUGCACAGCUGCAGCUGAUUCAGGAAAGGCCAUGGCAGCUAAAGAAAGACCAGUUAUGGAAUCUGAAUCUUCAUCAAAGAGGUGCCUUAAGAGGUCUCAAGCACUACAAGAGAAUAACUUGAUUAAAAAGCAUAGAAGUGAUGAGGAAAGCCUUGAUACUGCUGUGGGAGAACCUACUAAACAAGAAAGACCACCUUCCAUCAGCUCACAAACCAAUCACCAAAUGGACAACUUCCAGGAAGAGAAACAGAACAGAUCUGAAACACUAGAUCAAAGCAUGGCAGGUUGUUCUGAGCAAUACAAAAGAGAAUGCGCUCCAGAAGAUGAGGACAGAACUAAAACUAAACAAGACAUACCUGUGGCAUUUGCCAUUCCUGCUCAUGAGACCUUUUUUCCAUCUGGCUACCUUAUUCCUCUUACUCAGUGCACUCACCAUAGCAAUAAGGCAGGUCUUCCUAGUAGAGAGAAAACUGGGACGUGUUCAUUGCAUCACACCGCUACCCACAGCUCACCCACUGCAGGUGUCAUUCCAAUGAUAGCAUCUGAACUGAAAGCAGUUAACAUUCCAGCUUUUCAUAUAACAUCCUUGAACAUCAUGCUGUCACCAACUUCUAUAGCUGCUGCGCCUGUACUGAGCAACUCCCAUCUCAAUUCUAGCAGCACCAGUUCUGUCCCAAAUCCAAGUUCUUCACUUCUGAACUUUACACUGCAACAUGUGGGACUAAUACCCGCUGGUGUGCAAGUUCCUGCAAAUCCUGUUCUUCAGCAUAUCCCAAUCCCAUCAAAACCAGAAAGCAUUAACCAUAGCUCAGAAAACAUGACCUUACAAGAAGAAAAGCCUACUGUGCCAAAGGAACCCCCGGAGCCUCAGUCGGUGACAGAAAGCUUUUUCCGCACACCAGGAGGACCAAACUCAGCGCCUUUGCUGUCUGCAAACUCAGGUGGUACUGACACAAUCUCCCAAGGAACCUCACAUAUUCCUCAACGAAAACUUGAAGUGUCAGAAAACUGAUCUUUGGACAUCGAAUUGCUGACUGUGUUAGCAGGCAUAAUUACUGUUAACACACUGCACACGUGAUGAGUUGUACAAUGGACAAGGUGUGUUUUGGAUGUGAAUCGGCAAGACAACAAUACUGGAACAGCCUUAAUGCUUUAGAAUUAAAACUGGCUUUACUGAGAAAGUGAGGGCUAAGUAUUUUUACACAGGGCUUACCUGAAGUAUUAUGGCAACCGAGUUUUGUAUCUCACGUCUUCUGUGUUGCUUUUCUUCUAUGCAAAGUAAGCUGAAAAAAUUUCUGUCUUUGUACAGAAAGGUACAGUCUGUCAAUCAGUGCAUAUUUUGCACAAAGGAAGUACUGUGAGCAUGUACAUAUUCUAUGUUUUACUAAAAGGCCAUAGUUAGAAUUUCUUUUGCUCCUAUGUUCAGUGAUCCUCUUUUGUAAAGUUAGUUUAAAAAAUCUUUAACAACAACAACAAAAUCUUAAGUUUUAUAUAAGUUAAUUAUUUAUACUGUAUUGUAAAAAAUAAUUUGUUCUGACAAAAAUUACAUCGAACUCAUUUUGACUUUUUUUUUGUUUAAUGAAAUUAAAUUACUGGAGUUGUGUAA